CUCAAGUGAAUAGUAUAAAUCAUGAUACAAUAAGUCAGAAUGUCUGACGGAGUGGCCAAGUUCGGUGGUUAUAAAUAUGAUGAUGGAACAAAGUAUGUUGGCGAGUGGAAUAGUAAAGGAGUAAAACAUGGUGCAGGAUCUAUGACUCUACCCGAUGGUACUAGAUACGAUGGUGGUUUUCAAAAUGGUCUGUACUCUGGUUUAGGAGUUAUCGUUUUUCCAGAUGGUGCUAAAUACGAAGGUGAAUUUAUGCAAGGGUGGUUUCACGGUCAUGGAGUAUUUUGGCGAGCUGAUGGUAUGAAGUUCGAGGGCGAAUUUCGUGGUGGAAGAGUCUGGGGUUUGGGACUGGUUACUUAUGCUGAUGGUUCACAUGGAUUCCCAAGGAAUGAAGGUUUCUUCCAAGAUUGCCGCUUAAUUCGUCGCCGUCGGUGUCCAGAAAUUAUUCAAAAAGCCCAAAAAGUAUCCAUGAUGGCACGUGCUCAGUGUUCAUAAUAGUUUAACUGUCUUUUUAGUUAUUUAUAAUGAUCGGAAAUUUUUUCAUCUAUUUGCAUCUUGAUAAUAUAGAAACCAAUCACUUUGGUAUACAGUAGUUUUUUUUUUUUAGAUAAAUGUAAUAAUAAUUAGAAUCUUAAAUGGCUGAGUCUGUAAAAUCUGACGAACAAUUUGAAAAUUAGUAUUGCAGCACAACACUUUUAUUUAAUAUUACUGGAACGUUUACCAUUAAUUUAAUUUACGAGACAGCCACAUAGCAUAAAAUUAGUUUAUUGCUUGUCAGCUUUUGCAGCUACCUCAGUGAUAUAGAAAUAAUUUAGAACUAAAUGUCUUAUACGUUCAACUGAAACUGACAAUUCUGCAGUUCUGUACGCAACCCCUUCAACAUAUGAAUAAUAAAGAAAGAAAUUAAAAACA
This is a messenger RNA of Chelonus insularis, 909 nucleotides long. It is a transcript of the gene rtp, whose product is annotated as retinophilin. Gene Ontology annotation, cellular component: cell projection. NCBI's taxonomy places the organism in Eukaryota, Metazoa, Arthropoda, Insecta, Hymenoptera, Braconidae. Gene Ontology annotation, biological process: response to axon injury. Bases 40 to 492 code for a protein of 150 amino acids. The transcript has 4 exons. The record is from RefSeq and is a predicted model, not a curated record.